AUAAAUCAAAAGGAACAGCAGCUAACUUGUGACGCGAUCUGUACUAUCGUUUUGCGGUGUAUCAGUGAGAGUAAGGUUCGUUAUUGCUUAAAAGGCACGUAUUUUUAUUAGUAUGUGUUGAUGACAUUUCACUUGCAACAAACCAUUUAAAAUAACGUUACUCAACUGUGCGCUGUCUAGCUUAGUAUCUCGCUUUGGUCGCAGUCGUUGAUGUCUUUCAUUCACACUCUCAAAGGACUUAUAGCCGAUAACCUUGGACAGAAAAUUAAUUAAGAUUGAAGCUUCACAGUCACAGUCAGUAUUGCCUUGGACAAUCACCUCGAAAGAGCAGAAACCUUUGUAAACAAACAUGGCGGAUAUAUCUGCAACGUUGGGAUGAUUACCUUAGUGAACGCAGUGCUCAUACGUCAGAGAAGAUUUACGUUGAUUUAUUGUUUUGACUGGGGAAAUUUUAGAGGAUGUCUAAAGUAGACCGUUUGAAUGCCCGUGUGUCAAAGCUCCUCACAGUGGCUGUGCAGGAGGUUUUGGAGGUGGUGAGAGAGACGGUAUCAGAGUACCAGGAGAAAACUGCUCGAACACAGAGAGAGAAUGAGAGACUCAGACGGAGGCUGCAGGAGCUGCAAGACAAGGUGACGAGAGUAAACACAGCAGCUGAGCAGCCUGUUGCUCCCCAUGUCCCUGCUAUGAAGAUUCCCACAGAGCAGCAGGAGUGGAGCUGCAGUCUGCAGCAGGAGACAGAGCUCACGCUGACUGAAGAGAAACGGGAGCUCACUGAGGAACACACAACCAGAGAGGGAGGCGAGGAUCGCAGGGGCCUGGAAUCGGAUCACCCGGCAGAGUCAGAGAUUGACUGUGAUAAACUGAUGUUGAACACACCGGAAUCUGAAGUUAUCACUGAGAUUUCUGAGACUGAUCUCUCAGUUUUCACACCUCAACCUCUCAAAAGUGACACUGAUCAUGAUUCUGUCAAUAUUUCAAACAUGCUAUCUCUAAGCACUACCAAUUUGGACAUUCAACCAUGUCUGACGUCUGAUGAAAUUAAAAUGGAGGCAGAAACACAAGAAUAUACCUCAGUACAUCAACACAGUAACCAACACCCAUUAUAUGAUUGUGACUCACAUAGUAUUACAGCCAAGAAUGAACUUACUCCCGGGCCUCCAAAAGUUAAUACGAGUUCUCAUGGACUGGUUUGCAUUCACUCAGAUUCUAUCAGUUUUGAGAAAAGUAUGAGGACUGCAUCGGAUAGAAACAAAUACAAGCAAUGUCACCAAAAUGAAGAACAAGGCUGUUGCAUCCGGUGUGGAAAGAUGUUUGGUCGGUCGGGAAUUCACAGAAUACGUCAGCGAUGUCACGCUUGUGAAAAACCUUAUUCCUGCAUACAGUGUGGGAGAUGCUUCAGUCAUGCAGGUGACUUCAAAAAACACAAGAGAGUUCACACAGGAGAGAAACCAUAUCAUUGUCCUGUGUGUGGAAAGGGUUUCAGUCAAUCAGGAUAUCUGAAAAUACAUCAGCGAUAUCACACAGGGGAGAGACCAUACUGCUGCUAUCAGUGUGGGAAAAGCUUCUGUCAGUCAAGUCACCUUAAAAAGCAUGAGAGAAUUCACAUUGUUUGCGAAAUGCGGAAAAGCCCUGCAAAACAAAAGAGUAGAAGAGAAGAUUGCUAUCUGCAAACAUACUUGGGAAUGUCUAAAAUAGAGCGUUUGAAUGCCCGUGUGUCUAAGCUCCUCACGGUGGCUGUGCAGGAGGUUUUGGAGGUGGUGAGAGAGACAGUAUCAGAGUACCAGGAGAAAACUGCUCGAACACAGAGAGAGAAUGAGAGACUCAGACGGAGGCUGCAGGAGCUGCAAGACAAGGUGACGAGAGUAAACACAGCAGCUGAGCAGCCUGCUGCUCUCCUUGUCUCUGGUGUAAAGGCUCUCAAACAGCAGCAGGAGUGGAGCUGCAGUCUGCAGCAGGAGACAGAGCUCACGCUGACUGAAGAGAAACAGGAGCUCACUGAGGAACACACAACCAGAGAGGGAGGCGAGGAUCGCAGUGGCCUGGAAUCGGAUCACCCGGCAGAGUCAGAGAUUGACUGCGAUGUGCUGGUAUCAGGACACAGCACACUGGGAACUGGGGGUGUUUCUCCAAAGACUGAUGCAGCUCUGUCAAUGUUCACAUCUCACCCGGUGAUCAGUAACACUGAAAUGGACUCAAUUCACGCUGUGAAUAUUUCCAACACACUCUCUCCAAAUUCUUCCAAAACUGAAGUCCUGCCCAUUCUAACUUCUGAUGAAAUUAAAGUUGAACCAGAUCCACUGGAAUAUAGCACAUCCCAGGAGCACACAGCCCAAAACCAUUUUUAUGAUGCAGAAUCAGGUAUAAAUAUAGUACAGACUGAGCUCUCUCAGGACCCUCAUCAAGUUAACACAGAGUCAUAUGGACUUGUGUACAUUAAUUCAGAUCAUAACAUGUUUGAGGAAAGAUUUACAUUUGAAAAAAAUAUUAGAUCACUGUUGGAUAGUAGAAAACAUAAGCAAUAUCACAGUAAUGAUGACCACUGUAUCCUGGGCGGGAAGACCUUCAGUGGUGUAGGGAAUCUGAGAAUACAUCAGCGAUGUCACACAGGUGAAAAACCUUACUGCUGCAUGCAGUGUGGGAGACGCUUCAGUCAUGCAGGUGACUUCAAGAAGCACAAGAGAGUUCACACAGGAGAGAAACCGUACCGUUGCGCAGUGUGUGGAAAGGGUUUCAGUCAGUCAGGAUAUCUGAAAAUACAUCAGCGAUAUCACACAGGGGAGAGACCAUACUCCUGCAGCCAGUGUGGAAAGAGCUUCAGUCAUUCAAGUAACCUCAAAAAACACCAGCAAAUUCACAUUGGUCAGACACCAUAGUGUUGUUUUGUUGCAUAGGAGUAUGUUUGUCCAUAGACUAAAAAUACUAAUGCAUUAUAGAGUUUGAGAACAGGGGACCUUAUUAUCGUUAUGUUAAAAGCAGGCAGUCACAGAAUGCUGUCCCUGUAGUGUGAUGUUACUGAUUUGUUGACAUUUAGUUCAUAAAUUACUUUUCCUGGUAUGUUUUGUGCAAGAAAGCCUAUUCCUAUUGUAUUAUUGUGGAAAUUAUUUUGAUGGUCAGUUUGUGUUCAUCUGUUUAUUUCCUAGAGAUGUAUG
Megalops cyprinoides (Indo-Pacific tarpon) is the source of this 3149-nucleotide messenger RNA. Its product is annotated as zinc finger protein 107-like. Bases 459 to 2873 code for a protein of 804 amino acids. Gene Ontology annotation, molecular function: DNA-binding transcription factor activity, RNA polymerase II-specific; RNA polymerase II cis-regulatory region sequence-specific DNA binding. The record is from RefSeq and is a predicted model, not a curated record. Lineage: Eukaryota; Metazoa; Chordata; Actinopteri; Elopiformes; Megalopidae. The transcript is spliced from 6 exons. Gene Ontology annotation, biological process: regulation of transcription by RNA polymerase II.